Messenger RNA from Xiphias gladius (swordfish), 1355 nucleotides. RefSeq names its product acidic (leucine-rich) nuclear phosphoprotein 32 family, member A (gene anp32a). Gene Ontology annotation, molecular function: histone binding. The transcript is spliced from 7 exons. The record is from RefSeq and is a predicted model, not a curated record. Lineage: Eukaryota; Metazoa; Chordata; Actinopteri; Istiophoriformes; Xiphiidae. Bases 127 to 891 code for a protein of 254 amino acids. Gene Ontology annotation, biological process: regulation of apoptotic process. Gene Ontology annotation, cellular component: nucleus.
CGCCGUGCUCCCGCCCACCGAGCGGAUCAAGUUUGAAUGAACAACAGCAGUCUGUUCUGGAGGUGGUAGUUGCAUUUGCAGUAAUUAUUAAAAGUGUGUAUCAUAUCACGGGUGCGCUGAUCGAGGAUGGACAUGAAGAAAAGAAUCCACCUAGAGUUGCGGAACCGCACUCCCUCGGAUGUCAAAGAACUCGUGCUAGACAACUGUCGCUCAAACGAAGGCAAGAUCGAGGGUCUAACAGAUGAAUUUGAGGAGCUGGAAUUCCUAAGCACAAUCAAUGUUGGACUGACGACAGUUGCCCACUUGCCAAAGCUAAAUAAACUCAAAAAGCUUGAACUCAGCGAUAACAGGAUCUCAGGAGGGUUGGAAGUUCUGGCGGAGAAGUGCCCCAACCUAACACAUCUCAACCUCAGUGGCAACAAGAUUAAAGACCUCAGCACAAUAGAACCAUUGAAAGAAUUGGGGACCCUGAAAAGCCUAGAUCUCUUCAACUGCGAAGUGACAAACCUGAACGAAUACAGAGACAACGUAUUCAAGCUACUACCGCAGCUCACGUACCUGGAUGGGUAUGACAAAGACGACAAGGAGGCACCAGAUUCUGACGCUGAGGUUUACGCCGAGGGCUUGGACGAUGACGAGGAAGAUGAAGAUGAUGUAGAUGAGGAGGAGUAUGAUGAAGAUGCAGCACCAGGAGACGAGGAGGAGGAAGAGGGAGAGGAAGAUGAAGAGGAGAACGAAGAGGAGGAAGAGGAGGACCUCAGUGGAGAGGAGGAAGAGGAGGAAGAUUUGAAUGACAGGGAGGUUGACGAUGAGGAUGACGAGGAAGAAGAGCGAGGUCAGAAGAGAAAAAGGGAAGUGGACGAAGAAGGGGAGGAGGAUGAAGAUGAUUGAGAGUCCUCAUGAAGCUAAGUUGUGAACUGUUUUAAACUUGUAUCUCCCAGUCACUUCCCAACAGCCCCAUGUAUUUUUUCCCCCCAGUUUCAUAUUGCAGUAGGAGUGGUUUUUGUUAUUGGCCAGUCAGGUAGAUGGGGUUGUCUGGAGAAAUAAGUUAAAUUUAUGUAUCUUUGAUGCUCCCGUGUUUCAGUCUUUACUGUCCACUUUUGACUGCUUUGUGGACACCAAUUUUGUAAUAUCAAACGAUAGCAAAGAUGAACCUUUUUAAGACUUGUUUUUGUUUUCUCACUGUUUGUGUAAGACCAGUUUCUGAUGACUUGUGUAUUUUAAGACUCCCCUUCAAAAGAAAAAAACAAAAAGCGAAACAAAAAAAAAAAAAAGAGUGCAUGUCCGAUACAUUUUAAAGUCAACUACUGGAUUUCAUGUAUGGCUGUUCUCUCCUUGUCUUAAACUUAUUUUUG